Apis cerana (Asiatic honeybee) is the source of this 1492-nucleotide messenger RNA. It is a transcript of the gene epsilonCOP, whose product is annotated as coatomer subunit epsilon. The record is from RefSeq and is a predicted model, not a curated record. NCBI's taxonomy places the organism in Eukaryota, Metazoa, Arthropoda, Insecta, Hymenoptera, Apidae. Gene Ontology annotation, molecular function: protein binding; structural molecule activity. Gene Ontology annotation, cellular component: COPI vesicle coat. Gene Ontology annotation, biological process: intra-Golgi vesicle-mediated transport; retrograde vesicle-mediated transport, Golgi to endoplasmic reticulum; endoplasmic reticulum to Golgi vesicle-mediated transport.
AUGAAAUACUACUACCGAAAUGACAAGAUGGCACGUCAGCAGCAAGCAGACGUUGACGAACUUUUCGAUGUAAAAAAUCAUUUCUAUAUUGGCAAUUAUCAACAAUGUAUCAACGAAGCACAAAAAAUCAAGUCAUCUUCACCAGAAGUGAUAAUGGAACGAGAUGUAUUUCUCUAUCGUGCAUAUAUAGCACAAAGAAAAUUUCGUGUUGUGCUAGAUGAAAUUAAUAAUUCUUCUCCUCCUGAUUUACAACCAUUGAAGAUGUUGGCAGACUAUUUUGCGAAUCCAUGUCGCAGAGAAGCGAUUGUCGCAGAAUUGCAACAAGCGACCAAUCGCACUAAUUAUGAUAAUCACAAUUUUCUGAUCGUUGCUGCAACUAUUUAUUAUCAUGAAAAAAAUUUAGAAGCAGCACUUAGGAUACUUCGUAAUGUAGAUCAUCUAGAAUGUUUAGCCCUAACUCUGCAAAUUUAUUUAAAAAUGGAUCGAUUGGAUCUUGCAAAGAAAGAAUUAGUUACUAUGCAGGAGAAAGAUGAUGAUGCUACUUUAACUCAGUUGGCACAAGCAUGGUUAAAUAUAAGCAGUGGUGGAGAUAAGUUACAAGAUGCUUACUAUAUAUUUCAAGAUAUGAUAGAUAAACAUUCCAGUACAAGUAUGUUAUUAAAUGGUCAAGCAACUUGUUUUAUUGGACAAGCUAAAUAUGAAGAAGCUGAAACAGCUUUGCAAGAAUCUUUGGAUAAAGAUAGUAAUAAUCCAGAUACUUUAAUCAAUAUGAUUGUACUUUCUCAGCAUAUGGGAAAACCACCUGAAGUUGCUAAUCGUUAUUUAAGUCAAUUGAAGGAUUCACAUUUGGAACAUCCAUUUGUUAAAGAAUAUUUACAAAAAGAAAUAGAAUUUCAAAGACUCAGGAAACAAUAUUCUUUAUCUGCCUAAACUAUAUUGACUCAUAGCAUUUUAUAAAUUAAAAUUAAGAAAGCAUUGAGAGUGAUAUAACAAUAUGAAUUCUAGAUGCAAAGUGCUAUGAGAUUAGGAUGUUACUGCAGGGUAUAACGCACUUCAAUUAAAAUUAAAUUUUUAUUUGUUAUAGAAUUUUUUUUUUUCUUUAUAUAUUUUUCGUUUAGUGGUUUUAUACGAGAUAUUUCACUUUUGCAUGAAAUUUUUAUGAUAACUGGCAAAUAAAAAGAUAGAUAAGUGAAACUAUUUACAACUUUUACAUAUAUAAUUAAGAAAAUAUAUAAAAAGUAAUUAGAUAUCUACUUCAUCUACUCUCUUAAUAAAAUAUUUACAAUAAGAAUAAAAUAUGGCUGCCAUUUUAUAUUACAGUUAUAAAAAAAUUAUGAAAGAAUGUAAUAAAAUUCCAAAUUGCAUGCAUACAUUUUAACAUACAGUAGGUAAAUUUCAUUCUUACAUAUUGUUAUAGUGUAAUGAUUUGUUCUAUGCAUUAGUAUUUAUAAAAAAAACAAAUUACAUUGAAAUACACAUUAAACUAAAUAAA